Molecule: messenger RNA, 1620 nt
Organism: Colletotrichum tamarilloi
Lineage: Eukaryota; Fungi; Ascomycota; Sordariomycetes; Glomerellales; Glomerellaceae
Exons: 4
Coding region: 1-1620 (539 amino acids)
Source: RefSeq, a predicted model, not a curated record
AUGGCAGAGGUUGCCGGUCUCGUCCUCGGGGCUGUGCCUCUCGUAAUUUCAGCCUUGGAGCAUUACGAAGACAUCAUCGAGCCCGCAAAAGCAUUCUUCCAGUGGAAAGGCCAGCUCUCGCAGAUGAUUCGAAAGCUUUACAUGGAGCAUACCCUAUUCGAGAUGAAUCUGGAGUUAUUACUCAGGAGAACAGUAAUAAAUGACGACCUCUUAGAAAUGGUCGCAGAUCCCCAGAAUGAGCUUUGGAAGUCGAAGGAGCUCGUUGCCGACUUGAAAAGGGACCUGGGCAAGGCUUACAAUCCGUCAAUGGAUACUGUCACAGAGAUGGCUUCAAUCAUGGUAGCCAUAGCCGCCAAUCUGAACAUCAAAGGAUUCGAAUUCAAGGAGCGAAUAGCCUUCACAAUGAAACGGCGCGCUGUCAAUGAAAAGUUGGACCAGCUCAAGAGCUGCAACGAGAGACUCGCAGUUUUCCUGGAGAAAGCCGAAAAGAUUCACUCUAGUACUCACGACGGGGACGAAAGUCUGAAGGCACGAAUACAAUUCGUCGCACCCUUACCCAGCAUUCGGGCCAACGCGUCAAGAGUUCACGAGGGCCUCCACAAGAGGUGGUGUGCAGAUCAUGACUGCCACCAGGCAGGGCUGCUUCUUGAGCAACGACUGAUCAGAAAAAAGAGGAGGAACCGCCGUGGUGCGCUCAGUGAUGUGGGGAAAAGGGACCGUUUUGGUGUCUCGCUUUGGCGGGUCACAGUGAUGGCUUGGCUCGAUACCGAAUUCCAGGUUGAUGACGAUGCUGUAGCUAUCUCGAGUUCGCAUAAUACUCCGAAAGUCAAAUUCUCUGUUGCGGAUAUUGCACAUGGCUUAAAUGAAGCUCUAAGGUCCAACGCGGCCGAGAUUCAAGAUAUAUGUAUGGCCAUGGAAGAGGUCUUGCAUCCCAAUGCCGGCUUUGCUAUCGACUCAGCGAAUGUCAUGCGACGGAUGUAUGAUGUGAAGUCUCAGGAAUGCCACCUUAUCGACAACCAUAUGACUCUGAGCCAGUAUCUUCCAACGAUGAAGCGCAAGGAGUAUGUUUUGGCAGACUUCUACUGCUUGGCUAUAACACUUGUUUCAUCUCUUCUGCAACUUGGCGAAACCACAUGGCUUCAUCAAGCUUGGAACGGAGAGAAUAUUGCAUUCAUACGCUCUCAUCAAGAAGACAACUUGACGAUAGAUAUAAAACACCCCUACUUGACAUGCUUAUACACCUCAGAUACACCUGCCUCGGCGGCAGCGCCAUAUGAACCAUCACCGGAUCGCAAGAACAUGCUCGCUCUUGCCGUAAUGCUACUUGAGAUGAACUGCGGGAAGCCAAUUGUAGAUCUCAGACAGCCAGAAGAUUUGGGCCCAAAUGGCGAGGUGAACGUGGGAACCGAUUUAUCUACGGCAAGGAGGUGGCUUGACACGCAGGUGCGGCUCGGAAACCUGUCCAACGGCUUUACGAGUGCAAUAACGUACUGUCUGCAAAGCUACCUUGAUCCCACAGCAUCCCUCGAAGAUAACCAUUUCCUACAAUCUGUUCAGAAUCGCGUGCUGGAGCCUCUUGAGCGGGAGAUGCAACUUUUGUUAUGGGGAGCGAAUGUUUGA